Messenger RNA from Hydra vulgaris (swiftwater hydra), 2106 nucleotides. RefSeq lists its product as uncharacterized. NCBI's taxonomy places the organism in Eukaryota, Metazoa, Cnidaria, Hydrozoa, Anthoathecata, Hydridae. Gene Ontology annotation, cellular component: nucleus. Gene Ontology annotation, molecular function: DNA-binding transcription factor activity, RNA polymerase II-specific; sequence-specific DNA binding. Gene Ontology annotation, biological process: regulation of transcription by RNA polymerase II; cell differentiation. The record is from RefSeq and is a predicted model, not a curated record.
GACUUUAGUUUACUAUUUAUCUUAAAAGUUUAUUAUUGAAAUCGAACAAAGGAUUAAAACCAACAGAGCGUGGUAAUCAGUCGGAAGACUUAUAUUAUCUCUAAUAAGGCAACGGAAGUAGAGUUAAAAAAUUUAAGCGUUCAUUUCAAAAAUAUAUGUUCGAAUAAAUAAACAAGAGAUUGCUGUCUUUAACGUUGGUUUUUUUAAACGAAAAUUUAUUUUAAGAGAAACUAAAAUGGUCGACACUAUUGAAACGGAUGAAACAGAGUAUAAACAUGGAAACACAGAAGUGGAAGGAACAUUGUCAGCUUCAAGACGUUCAGUUCAUCUAUGGGAGUUUUUGUUGGAGCUGCUAAUGGAUGAUUCAUUUAUAUCUAUGAUUGAAUGGACAGAUGAAAUUAAUGGAGAGUUUAAACUAAAAAAUAGCGAAGCUGUUGCAAAGAAAUGGGGAGAGCGCAAACAGAAAGAAGGGAUGAACUAUGACAAAUUAAGCAGAGCGUUACGAUAUUAUUACAGUAAAGAUAUUAUUCAAAAGGUCAGCGGACGUAGAUUUGUGUAUAAAUUUAUUCCAUCGACUGAAAUGCAUACAGCAGUUGACUCAAUUAAGGCAUGUAUGGUUCGUCAAGGGCGAAGAAACGUACCUACUGGACCAUUUCCAAAUCAACAAGCUUUAGCUCAAAUAAGGUCUAGAACUAUUCGGAAUAAUCCUGAUAUGAAAGGUUAUAUUCAUUACCAGCCAUUAAGACAAGGUAGCGUAUCUCCACCACACAAACAGUCUCGCGAUUCUUUCAACUCAUCUUCGCCUUUGUCUCCACGCCGAGAAUCUAGCGAUGUUUUCAAUAGUAGAGAUACAAAUGAAGUUUUUGUUGAAGAUAAAAUAGAUAAUACUAACUCACAUAAAGAUUUAAUGUCUAGGAAUGUUUACAGCAGAAACGGUUUUCAUGAAGAGCAAAAUAAACAAUCUAGACCACGGUUUUAUUCCGACAUAGAACAUGCUUUACAUGACAAUAAAAGACGAAUUAUUCAAUAUAAUAGUAAUUAUGGUUCAUCUGUUGAUGAGCGACCAUAUAAUACCUUAAUUAAAGGAGCUUUUGACAGUAACAACGAAAUAACCAUGCGGUUACACAGUCGGUCGAGCGAAAGGGAUGUUUCACCUGAGCAUUAUGCUUUUCAUAGUCGCGAUCAACUUUUAAAAGAUUAUGAAGGGGUUCGUCGAAAUGUUUCAUUACCAUGUGAAACAAAGGUUAAAAACUCUUCAGAUGACCAAUGUGAUUCUUAUUCUAAUAAUAGAAAAAGACCUCAUAUUUCACACGAGUACGUUAUUCAAGCUAAUCAACAAACUCUAUACGAGAGACGAAAAAUUCCUUCCCUUGAUAUCGAUAUAGAAACAAAACCAAAACCUGUUAACACAACAAAUGAAUACAUUGACUUAAAUGCGCAUUCAAAGUUUUAUGCGUCAUCGCCUCUUAUAAAGCCUGCAAUUAUAAAAUUGAGCGAAGCCCUAGGCUCACUUAGUGACGCUAAACUUGAGUCAGAACAAAACAAAAAGUAUUAUUCCCCUGGAUUAACUAAAUGCGAAGGACGUUAUUUUACUUUUCCCGAAAAAGAUUGCCUAAGAUCAGAGCACAAGUCCUUACCUCAUUCAUGUUCACCACCACAUGUUUCACCGGAUCUAUCUACAUAUCAACCUCCGGCCGGCUAUGUACUUCGCAAAUACGUUCCUUUAGUUGACGUUUGGACUCAAACUACGCAGACAACCGAAGUCUGUACUUCUUCAGUUAUUACAUCUAGAAAAGAAUUACUAAAAGCCUCAAAUACAAAUUUCAGAAACGGAUUGUUAAGUAGUAGUGGUGAAGGGGAAAAAACAAUACAGAGCAAAUUAGAAAAUACCGAAAACGAUACAAGUGCGACGCAGAAAACAAAAGAUUUUUUUUCUAUAGAGUCGUUAAACGCAGAUAGUUCACCUGCCGUAAAUGGAGAAAAAACACACGAUGAUAUUGUUCAAAGUUGCAAUUGUGGAUGCAUGGACAUACAAAAUAAAGUUCAUUUUCAAAACGGAAGUUCUGUUGUAUAUAAACAUGAGAUAUAUUAAAUGUGUUAAAAGCA